CUGUUCAGAUGCAGUAGAGAUGGACAGAACUAAUGACAGCACAAAAAACCAUUUCAUCCUUUUGGGAUUUUCUGACCGCCCCCAUCUGGAGAGCAUCCUCUUUGUGGUCAUCUUGAUAGCCUACCUCCUAACCCUAGUGGGCAACACCACCAUCAUCCUUGUGUCUCGGCUGGACCCCCAGCUCCACACCCCCAUGUACUUCUUUCUCACCCACCUCUCCUUCCUGGAUCUCAGCUUCACCACCAGCUCCAUCCCCCAGCUGCUCUACAACCUCAGUGGACGUGACAAGACCAUCAGCUAUAUGGGCUGUGCCAUCCAGCUCUUUCUGUUCCUGGGCCUGGGUGGGGUGGAAUGCCUGCUCCUGGCUGUCAUGGCAUAUGACCGGUUUGUAGCUGUCUGCAAGCCCCUACACUACAUAGCGAUCAUGAAUCCCAGGAUUUGCUGGAGCCUGGUGUCAGUGGCUUGGAGCUGUGGGGUGGCCAAUUCCUUGGCCAUGUCUCCAGUGACCCUACAUCUACCCCGCUGUGGGUACCACAAGGUGGACCACUUCCUGUGUGAGAUGCCAGCCUUGAUCCGCAUGGCCUGCGUCAACACUGUGGCUGUCGAAGGCACUGUCUUUGUCCUGGCAGUGGGCAUUGUGCUGUCCCCCUUGGUGUUCAUCCUGGUCUCUUAUGGCUACAUCGUGAGGACUGUGUUACAAAUCCAGUCAACAUCAGGGAGGCAAAAGGUCUUCAACACCUGUGGCUCCCAUCUCACUGUGGUUUCACUCUUCUAUGGAAACAUCAUCUACAUGUACAUGCAGCCAGGAAACAGCUCUUCCCAGGACCAGGGCAAGUUCCUCACCCUCUUUUACAACAUCGUCACCCCGCUCCUGAACCCCUUGAUCUACACUCUCAGAAACAAAGAGGUGAAAGGAGCACUCAGAAGACUGUUGCUUGGGAACAGAGAGGUAGGAAAGGAGUAAGGACAUCUCCAGCCUGACUGUCCACAUCUGCUCCAUGCAGGGCUGUUGGCGGCA
Carlito syrichta (Philippine tarsier) is the source of this 1018-nucleotide messenger RNA. RefSeq names its product olfactory receptor 2W3. Bases 20 to 964 code for a protein of 314 amino acids. Gene Ontology annotation, cellular component: membrane. Gene Ontology annotation, biological process: G protein-coupled receptor signaling pathway. The record is from RefSeq and is a predicted model, not a curated record. Gene Ontology annotation, molecular function: olfactory receptor activity; G protein-coupled receptor activity. Lineage: Eukaryota; Metazoa; Chordata; Mammalia; Primates; Tarsiidae. The transcript has a single exon.